Radiomyces spectabilis is the source of this 1261-nucleotide messenger RNA. RefSeq names its product rab-GTPase-TBC domain-containing protein. Gene Ontology annotation, cellular component: endoplasmic reticulum membrane. Gene Ontology annotation, biological process: endoplasmic reticulum to Golgi vesicle-mediated transport; positive regulation of GTPase activity. Gene Ontology annotation, molecular function: GTPase activator activity. Lineage: Eukaryota; Fungi; Mucoromycota; Mucoromycetes; Mucorales; Radiomycetaceae. The record is from RefSeq and is a predicted model, not a curated record. The coding region runs from base 60 to 1169 and encodes 369 amino acids. The transcript is spliced from 10 exons.
UGUCAACCCACGAGGACCAGAUUUUUUCUUUUUUGAGCAUCCUUUUUUUUCCGUUAUGCAUGCAUUCGUUAAAACAUAACUUCAUAAUGGGCUCAAACUUCUCGGUUGCGAGAUCACUCCAUCGAGCUCAGCAGACGGAAAAGAUUCUGGCCGCCAUGGCAAGUCGUAAUCUGGGAGCAUUACGUCAAAUAGCACGAGAACCGGAAGGAUACGUUCACGAUACCUUGCGUCGUUUUGUAUGGCCGAUAUUACUACAUACGCACCAAGGCUGUUAUAUCGACGAGAAAGGCAGUGAUAAGGAUUUACCGGAUCCUAGCCAAAUCUCCAAGGAUGUCGAAAGAUCACUUUAUUACUAUCCUCAAGAUAUAUCACCGAUGUUAAAGGCACACAAACAACAGGAAUUGCAUCAAAUGAUCGUCGAAAUACUCUGGAGGAACCCAAGGCUGAAAUAUUACCAGGGUUUCCAUGAUAUUUGUACUUGUUUUCUUUUGGUGCUAGGAAAAAAAGCUGGAAUUCCAGCCGCUGAAAAUGUCGCAUUAUUCUUCCUAAGGGAUGCCAUGUUAGAUUCUUUCGAUCCCAUUUCCAAGCAGUUGCGGUUGAUGAGUUCCAUUAUCGAAUAUGAGGAUCCAAAACUGACGAGUCAUUUGGAACACUGCAACAUUAUGCCGUACUACGCGCUGAGUUGGAUUUUGACGUGGUUUAGUCAUGAUUUCGAGGAUCUUGACAAAGUGGUUCGGUUAUUCGAUGUAUUUAUCGCCAGUUCAGCCAUGAUGCCUAUUUACGUUGCCAGUGCGAUCACGUUACUUCGGCGUACCGAACUGCUUCAAGCCAACGCGGAAAUCCUGCAUUCCCUGAUCACCCACGUCCCACAAGAUAUCGACCUUGAAAUGGUCAUCCAAACCGCUACCCUGUUAGAAACAAAGUAUCCCUUGGUGCAACUGCAAAAGCAAAGUGGUAUUUGGCUGCAUGAUGAAUCGGCUUUGAACACCUGGGAUAAAGAUUACAGCUUUUUAGGCUGGGACGAUGUACCGAAUCGUUUGCAAGCCGAUAAGUAUCUAAGUCACAGCAUACCCAAGGAGGAAUGGGAAGAUGAAAUGUUGACAGAAUGGAUGGAACGACGGAGGCGACAUUUUACCCAUGAUGGUGGUGGACCCGCCAUCAAUUUUUGACCUUUUCUUUAUUUAGUUAUUUAUUGAUCCCACCCGUAAUAUUGGUCCUUUUUUUUGACCUGGUAGUAUAAUAUCUUUAUAUUUUUAUAUUU